UGACGUCACGAAUCACCUGUGGGUGGGUGUAGGAUCUGGAGAUUAGCUGUAGCCGCAGGUAAUAGCCAAACAUUGGGAGACUGUCGGCAGCGCGAGGCUGUGAGUUUUACCAAAAGAAGGACGACACUGCCCCGAGCCGUGCUGUCCGGUCGAGGCGCCUCACCUUAGGUUUGCAGAGUUUGUUGUUUCGUGGAAGUAAACACACCUGGAAAUCGGUGUCCGUGUUUUUUUGGGUUUUUUUUCCUCUGUUUGAGGCGCUAGCAGAGCAAAGUUUUCCCUCUGAGACUUCCGCGGUUUGCUCGCAAGUUAUCUUGGAUAAAAGACGACCACAACUGUUUCCUCUUAUGCGGUCCCAGGCCUUUUGAGCCAUGCCUGGCCACAGCACAGGGGCUAACCAGGCGUCCCGCCACUACAAACACCACAUCUCCAGCUCCAGAGCAGAGAAGUACAGGCAGUCACGGACUAUAUCCAGGGACAGCACAGCCAGUCAAGAAUCCCACAAGGAUCCUCAUUGGGAGCAUCUACCCGAGCACCACGCUGAGCGCUCCCGGUAUUCAGAGAACAAGUACAGUCGCAGCAAGGGCCACCCACGAAAUGGCACGGCACGGGGCUCGGAGACAAUAGGAUUUAUUCCUGGGUCAGCAGACAACACGCCUACCAGCAGACACGCCUGUGGCUCCUGUGCCUCUAUGGGCUGGAGCAGCUGUAAGGCUCUUAUUUGCUGUGUACUGACCUGUGGAUUUUAUGGCAGUCGAGAGCCCUGCCUGCCUGUCAACGAGAGCUCCACAGACCAUCCCCCUAGAGCAGGUAGUGAGCCUCACCCUCCUAAUGGCAUGGCUGUGACCAACCCCACCUGUGGCAUCCCUUUGGAGUCCAACAAGGCCACCAAAGCCUCUAAAUUGCCCACAAGUGACAGCUUUCGCUACCCAGAUGUGCGCAUCGCAGGUCAGACGGUAAGGUAUCCGGUUGCUGCCCCCAAACGGACCCGUGCAGCUGGCAAAGGGGAAAGCCACCGGCCAGUCAGCAACACCAGCCUGCUAUCCGGUGAGGGCUAUGACUUAGAUGACCUGAGUGACACGGGCACAGACAUUGACUCUCUCAUCACCAAGAAGCUGCUGGAGCUUUACGCUCUGCACCAGAUCGACCAGCUGGCCAAGUGCACCUCCGACUCGUCUUUCUCCCGCAAGACCAACGAGAUCAGUGAGCUCAUCUACAGCAUCGCUCAGGAUUACAACCUGGAGGAGCAGGAGGCCGAAUGCAAGCUGGUGCACGGAGUCAUCCGCAUCAGCACACGAAAGGGCAAGAGGAACAAAAGCCAUCAGUCCACAGCACAACGUCCUAAUGGGAGGAGCGACGGGACUCUCCCAGACAGCGGCAACGAGACCAUGACCAACACCUUCAUGAGCAGUGACUUUCCGGAGGUGAAAGUGUCCGAGCAGACGCCAUCAGAUGAGCUGGCAAGGAAAAUGAGACAUUACAGCGGGAAAACGUACUCCUCCAGCACCACCACAGCCUACUCGCACUACCAUCAUGACACUGAAACAGACUCUUCAGGCGCUCCUCUGCUUCUCUGAAGGGCAACACCGAAGCUAAAGUACCUAUACUGACAGGAGUUGUAACCAACUAGAUGGACAAUUUUAUCCUUCGGCUAUCAUUUAUACUGUUACUGAGUGGAGCACCUUUUGGGCGGUUGUACUUCUCCUUUUAGUGGUCCGGCUAAUGUUUGCUAUUGGAGUGUCAUUUAAAGUCAAGGACAUUUUAUCUUUCCAGCAAAUGACCACUGAGGAAACAAUUUUUUUUUUUUUUUUUUUUUUUUACACAGGGAGAGACAAAGCGAGUUUUUAUGUAUUAGUAUACAGUGUUUAAAGGUGUUUUCAGAAAAAGGAACAUGGCUACACCCCAUGGUGUUUUAGCAGACAGUCCAUAGGAUAGAGACUGAUGGUAGAACAUAACCGUCCUCAUUCUUGUCUGUGUGAUUGUUUAUGCAAGCCGUUGUGCAUGUAUUGUGUGUAUGGGUUACUGACUCCUGCCAUUUAGAUUCCUUAGAGGCAUGAUCUGCAAACUGUAUUCUUAAGCCAUAUUGUGAUGUACAUAUUUUUAAGUCAAUGUUACUUUCUGGGUUGUUAAACCAUUUGUGGCAUAUGGCCACAGUUUUUUUUGUUUUGUUUGUUUUUUGUUUUUUUUGUUUUGUUUUUUUUACUCACAGAUAAGUCCUGUUUUUAACAAAAUAAAAAUCUCCGUGCUUGUUUAUGUCUUUUCAUGUGUAUUCAUCAAGGAAAUUAUAUGUGUAGUAACGAUGUUUUUAAGUCAUGCAUUUCUUAUUUUAGCUUGCAGAAAAUAUGACAGUACUGCUCCAUGCUUGCAGAGCUUUGUGACAGCAUUUUGUUUUCUAUUUCUACACAAGACAAAAUAACAUUUAUCUACUUUGAAUUGCUGCAGGUCCAUUUGUUUUGCAACUAAUUAUUCACUCCUAUAUUAACAAGUCUUUGCCUCACAGGGUCUUCUGCUACUGUUUCUUCAGCCUACUCUUCCUCUUUAUCUCUUGGAUUAUUGUUGUCAAGCUCAUCUCCCUAAGGUCACUACGUUGUACCAGGCAGGCUUUUCCGCCCUCAGCAAAAGAAGAAACUUGUUUGGCUGGUUCUGACAAAAAGGAAAUAAAAUCCUGGGGUUUAUCUUUGUCAUUUAUUGCAAAGGGAAGAAGCAGUGCAGAAA
Molecule: messenger RNA, 2712 nt
Organism: Xiphias gladius (swordfish)
Lineage: Eukaryota; Metazoa; Chordata; Actinopteri; Istiophoriformes; Xiphiidae
Gene: kdf1a
Product: keratinocyte differentiation factor 1a
Exons: 4
Coding region: 369-1574 (401 amino acids)
Biological process (GO): keratinocyte development; regulation of epidermal cell division
Cellular component (GO): cell junction
Source: RefSeq, a predicted model, not a curated record